AUGUCCCACGUACCCCGCACCAUGGACAGAGCACAAGCUGUUAACCGUCCUGAUUCCAACAUUCUUGCCCCAACCAACUUCUAUUCUCCUCAUCCAUUACGUUUCAAUGCUUUGGCCUCUUCUUUCCAUGGCGAAAAGCCCAUCGAACCUGUUCAGGGCCAAACAUCCAACACGUCCAACGACAUACUCGAGUGGAACGGGGAAUAUGGCCCCCCAGCCGGCGAGUAUGGCCUGUCGAGCCCCACGAAUACGGCGCCCUCCACCAAGGGAGAUAACGUCAACGAACGUCCGCCCGACGCGAACCGAAUGAAAAAGGGACAGAACAAUCAUGAGUGGAGGUUCGGAUUGGAUGGUGACCUCCUUGCCGGCAUAGGUCACAUGCACCAGACACUAGACUUGGACACGGUCAGCAUCAUCGAGCCUGAGGAUGCUGAAUCGGACCUCUAUCUGAUUCGGCCUGUCGAGGUAGUCAAAGGUGGUUUUCGUCAAGAGUGUGACCGCGUGCUACCACAACUCUACGGUCGCGGGAAAGACCAGGAGGACGAGCUCCAUAGGAUUCGCCAUCUCGGUCUCACUGAAGCAGCAAACUGUUCGGAAUCACUACCCACGUUGACCGACGAGGCCUCAACCAUUUGUUCGGAACUCUCAGACGAGUCGACUUAUCUCCACGGACCAUGUACGCUAAAUGCACCUCCAAUAGACAGCGCUCGUCGGCGCCUACGAAACAGUCCCCCGAAAGACGCAACUUUUACGACACACGAUGAAUCUAUUCCACCGAGAGAUGCAGUCGCAUUCAAGGAUGGGCCAAAGCAACGACUUAGCAAGAUUCCGCCUGAUCCACAAGUUUGCAAGACCGACCAUGAAACGGAUAUGCAAACUGUGAACGCGACUGCGGCGUCACGAAAGUCCUCCGGUGGUCUGGCAUCCGGGCUCAGGCACAGGCCGAAAGGAAAACAAAGAGCCAAACGCCGCCGUAGCGAAGACAAUUCUGACGACGAAGAAAAGCACGGCGAAGAUCCUAUGCCGAAGAAACCAAAAAACGACAUCGCGAGGAUCUUGGCUUGUCCGUACUUUAGGUAUGACCCGGUCAAACACGUCGACUGCCUCUUCAAGUACACCUUGACAACAACAAGCUACGUCAAGCAGCAUCUCCAUCGUUAUCAUGCCUGCCCGGACUUCUACUGCCCAACUUGUGGGGCCGCAUUUGAGACUCAACUCGAGGGCGAUAGUCACAUCCGGGCCCGAUUAUGCCUGGAAAAUGGAUUCCGGGGCUUCCCAGAUUGCCUUUCGGCAGACCAGGUCGUUCAACUGCAAAGCAAAGACGGCCGACGACUUCCUGAAGCCGAGCGGUGGCACAAUAUCUGGAAGAUAUGCUUUCCCCAAGAGAGCGCAAAUCGUCCGUCACCGUACAUUGACGACCUGCGGAUCGUUGAACUCUACAACUCUGUUCAGGCCGUCUUACCUGCUGAAUUCUGGCGACCUAGGGCCAUUACCCGAAUGCGGCAGACUGGUUUGGUUCUCAAUGAAGAGCACUUCGAUCAAGUGGUCGACAUCUUCCAAGAGGAGCGUCUUGCGGCGCUGAUCGCCUUUGCCAAUCGUCUCAAUGAUGUUGCCGAAGCUUCCAUGCAGAACACAAACCCCGCCGGGAACCGAGCCAUGGCCGCUGAUGACUCCGGAGGAGAAAGAGUAUUGCAUGACCACUCUGGUCUCGUAGCUCCUAUUCCACUUGUCCCGACUAUGAUCAUUUCUCAACCUAAGCCGGACUGGAGUAUGGAUUUUUCUGGGACGGAUCACCCCCAUGUUGCAUCUGCAUCAAAUGACAGCGUUUCUCUCUUCACCUUAUCUGUUUCGUCGGGAUCGGGCUCGUAUGUUGACGUUUCUUCUAUUGACGAGUCGAGUCAUUUUGAUGAUUCCUUCCCGCCGCAUGCACCUAGUGGCUAUGAUGACGCCGGGAACUCCUGUCAGGAAUUCGGAUCGCUGCCUAGCCAUGGUGACUGCGGCGCGGCAUGA
This is a messenger RNA of Colletotrichum karsti, 2010 nucleotides long. RefSeq lists its product as uncharacterized. Lineage: Eukaryota; Fungi; Ascomycota; Sordariomycetes; Glomerellales; Glomerellaceae. The record is from RefSeq and is a predicted model, not a curated record. The coding region runs from base 1 to 2010 and encodes 669 amino acids. The transcript has a single exon.